This is a messenger RNA of Archocentrus centrarchus (flier cichlid), 4024 nucleotides long. Its product is annotated as protein SOGA1. NCBI's taxonomy places the organism in Eukaryota, Metazoa, Chordata, Actinopteri, Cichliformes, Cichlidae. The record is from RefSeq and is a predicted model, not a curated record. Gene Ontology annotation, biological process: regulation of autophagy. The transcript is spliced from 9 exons. The coding region runs from base 136 to 3813 and encodes 1225 amino acids.
AGAGCACCCUGUCGGACCUCGUAAGUGUGUGAGCCGUGAUUUUUGAAGACAGUUUAACGUAAUUUAAGAUUAUAAUGAUCAUCUUGGAUUAAGGUUCCUUUUCUGUUUGAAAACUGAAGAGAAAUAAAGACAAAAAUGACGAACAAAGACGGAGAUAAAAGCGUGAAGACUGCAUUCCGCAGCCAGAAACAAGCCAGGGCGCACCAGGAGAAGAAGGAACCAUCCUCUAACCUUGUGCCAGGUGGCUCUUAUUCAAAGGAGGCGCAGGUCACAAGUCAGUGCGACCCUGUGAAGGAGGUGAAAACAGCAGGACCACAGGGGAAGAGAGGGGGGAAAUUAUCAUCAAGUGUCAGCACUGAGUGCCAGAGGAGCCCCGGUGCGCAGAGGAAACUGUCCGACGCCAGCAACGCUUCAGAGGAUCUGAGCAAAGACUCGGGCUGCCUGUCGGGGAAAAUGUCCUCCUCGGACAGCAGCUCAGAAAUCUCUGACUGCCCUUCGGACGGCAACAAGCACGACUCGGAGUUAAGCUGGAUAGACGGCAAAGCUUACGUGAGCCCGGACAACGAGGGCGCAGGCGACGGCAAACCGUGCGCAAAAGUGGCGAGAGAUAUCCAGGCGGAUGCUCCUGGAGGGGGGCUCAGUUUGUUCAACUCCUCAGGGGCUUUUAUGAAUCUCAUGAUGGGGGAAACAACCGAGGACCUCGUUAGGGAAGUGGAAGAUCUGAGAUCAGAGAACGAGUAUUUGAAAGAUGAGGUGGAGGAGCUGCGCUGUGAGAUGCUUGAAAUGCGCGACAUGUUCCAGGAGGAGGAGGUUUACCAGCUGCAGGAGCUGCGGCUGCAGCUGGAGCAGGCCAAUAAGAUGUGUCGCAUCCUGCAGUACCGCCUCCGCAAGGCCGAGCGCCGCAGCAUCCGAGUGGCUCAGACCGGACAGGUGGACGGGGAGCUGGUCCGGAGCCUGGAACAUGACAUCAAGGUUGCAAAGAGCGUGUCCCUCCGUCUGUACAAUGAGCUGGAGGCAGUGCAGAAGAAGAAUUCCCAGUUGGAGUGGGAAAAUGAAGUGCUGCGUGAGAAAACGCAGGAAUUGGAAGUGGCCAGGCAGGUCUUACAAACUGAGGUGGAAAAAGCCAGAGAGAGCUCUUUGAAGAGGAAGAGCAUCAGAUCGGCAGCCAGUAAGGCAGAGAAGAGGCUCUCUCAACAGAUUGAGGAUGACAGCGCUGAUCUCAAGUGCCAGCUCCACUUUGCCAAAGAGGAAUUAGCACUCAUGUGCAAGAAGCUCACCAAAUUGGUAUCAGAGAGUGAGGGAAUGCGGGAGGAGCUCGCCAAAUACUGCUCAGCCUAUGGGGACGUAGACGCUACCCAAUCACCUGAAGGCAAGCAAAGCUACGCCCGCGCCAGGGAGGCGGAGGUCAAAGUUCAUCUUAAACUGGUGGAAGAGGAGGCCACACUACUCAGCCGGCGCAUUGUUGAACUGGAGGUGGAGAACCGUGGAUUGAGAGCAGAAAUGAGUGACCUCAGGGAGAAAAUUGGAAGUGGAGGAGGUUGUGGGGAAGAGGAAGAUGAAGUGAAUCGGAAUGUUUUGGAGGAGAACCUGUCAGCCAGUAUUGCGAUGAAGGAAAGAGAGGAAAAGGAGAAAAGUGUGAAAACGGGACCGGUGAUGUACGAGCAGGGUCAGGUUGAGGAAUCUGAGAAAAGAAAGAGUGAUGUGGAGAAUGAAGGGAUGAUCACUCGUGAAGGUCCUGUGGGAGGCGAGUGGGACCCCUCAGACAGUCAUGAGAGCGAUGACAACAAAAAACUCCUGGGGAUGACUCUGAAGGACUAUGAAGCUCUGCUGGCUCUCAGAGACCAUGCCUGCAUUUUGAGCUCAGCCAUACAGCUCCUGAUUACAUCACCCAAAAAUGGCCACAGCUCGUCUCCCUCCUGCGCUUUCACCUCACCAACGGACUCUAAUAGUAAGGCACAGAAGAUUUCUCUAAAUGAGGCUUUGGAACUUUUGGAGGCCAUGUUGUUGGCUUUCAUUGGGAGGGUGGAGAUGCUUCUAACAGGCGAAGAUACACAGAAGAACUCUGUUCCAAAGGAAGCUUGGGACUCCUACAGUUUCCCUUCCCUCUGUGUGAAUCGGGACAUGGAGUCAGAGAGUAAGCAGGAGUAUGGAGAGGUGAAGAAGCAAGAAAAACAAAUGAGAAAAACACCUCUUCAACACGGCCUCAUUGAAAACCGCAGGGAUCCAAAAAUGCGGCUUUCACUGCAAAUUCUUUGGAUUCUCCAUCAGUGGAGUCAAGUUAAAGGACCUGACAUAGAGGGAGGACAGGAUAGAGAGAAAACCAUGUCUGUGCUGAAAGGCUUGUUGCAAGACCUCAGUGUAGAGCUUCAGGAUGAGCGGAUUGAAUGUGAUAGUGAGGCCAAGGCCACGCCAGGCAAGCCAGCUGAGCUUCCCAUCGGUGGUGUUUUUCAAUAUGGACGACACCGUGAAGCUGACAGAACCUGCAUCUCAACAGGAAAAAGACUCAGGCGACAGUUUCCGCCUUACGGCUCUCAGAGGAAGAACUGGUGCUAUCUGACUCAAGAGGCUGCCCAGCUUGACCAGGAGGACCCGGUUAAGACGUGGGACCAUCUAAUCAUGCCGCUUAGCUUCCCUGAUCUUGACUUUGAACAGAUGUCCAUGGACAGAAGCCACACUGCGCCAGAGAAGUCGACUGUCCGCAUCUACUACAGCCCCCCAUCGGCCCGCAGAAUCCAGCUGGCUCAGCUGAAGCAAAGUCCCGUCGCAGACAGAGGAUCUGUGGACGUGCCCUCUCCCUGGUGCACGCCGCCGACCUCCCUCUCACAGCUCCGUCUGGGCUCAUCUGCCAAUUUGAGUGAUGACAUGAAGGAAAUGACAGCCAGCUGGAGGCAGAAGCUUCAUGACAGUCCACAGGAAAAGAGAGAGAGAUUAGCAGGCCGAGGAUGGGUGGAUGUGUCCUGCUCUGGUACUCAGACCCACAUGAAACCAGAGAUGGUGAGUGUUGGUCAGCAGACAGAUGGGAUUCAGGGGUCAAGUACCACGAGAAGCAGUCCUUCUCGAGUCCUGAGCUCCUCUCUGGUUUCUGCCCGUUCUCACCACAUCUCUGCCUCACUGGAUGGGAUAACAGGUCGAGUGGAGAGGUCCAGACAUUCCACCUCCUCCCCUAAACUGUAUCGAAAACAGUCUCUCCCCUCUUCUCCCAAUCUGAGCUCCUCCUCCUCCGCAUCCACCUCUAGAGAUCGAGCGCUGUGGAACCUGGCACACCAAAAUCACUCUGGCCUCACAUGGUCUCGACAAACCAGCUCCAGAGCAGGUGCAGGACAAAACCACGGGUCAAUGAGUAACGCCAAGCUGCCCACCAAGGCUGCCGGAACCAACCGGUAUGGCUUGGUGACAGAGUUUCUGCGUAGGGUGAGCGGGCGGGCAGACAAACCAGUGCCUGGGACAGGGCAGAAGAUGAAGAGCAGCACGAGGAACCUGGAACGCGUCCCAACGAGGCCUCCCGCUGCCCCGCUGCACAGGAAUGACAGCGUGACCAGGAUCGUCAACCAGAGGUUCAUGAAACAGAGAGAGGAGGCCACCAAAGCCCAGAAGGAGGAAAAGGGGAGCAGCCUAAACCAGAGUGUCAAAAAUGGCCUGAGCACUGUCACAGCAGAGGAGGGGAGCUACGAGUGCAGCUCCAGCAGCACGCUGACCUUCUGCUUCGCUCGUCCAUCUCGCACCACGCAGAAACAAACGUCAAACCCAACCAAACUCCAGCGGCACAGAUACUCUCCUCCGGUGAGAGCAGCUGCAGACUCCACCUGCGGCUGAACGUGAAGGAAAACGGCAGCUUUCACACUGACGCCGCAGACAAAUUGAAUCUAUAAACUCUAAAAUGUAAAUUCAGCUUUUUGUAGGAUGUUUAGGUGAGCUUUAAGUACACUCAUAGAUCUUUUGGUGCAAUUAAAUUUUCAUAGAUGGACUUAACCCUUAACUCUUUUAUAAUUGCUAUAAUUGCUUUUAUAAUAUCUUUACUGUAUUU